AAAAACAGAAGAAGAAAAGAAUAUGCUUGGUGUGAACACCACUUUCGUUGUCGUUAAGUGCCAGAGCGACGACGACAUGCAUUCUGUCGUUUGAUUUAAGCAGCGGACGACACCAUCUCCUUCCCAACUUCCUUAAACCCUGUCCUGCAAAUCCAGACUACGGCUAUGGAAACCAUAUACCGAUUCUCACUUCGUCUCGCCCCGAUAUCUUUCGCCGAAAAAUGCCUCCAACCCAGAUCAAUCACCCCGAUAUUUCGGAAAACCCGAAUACACUUUUUGAACCCCGGACCUCAAAACCCGGAACCGGCCUUUAACACACAUUUCCCGACCCGGAAAAGCUACAGCUCAGGCUCUUCUCCAGUUGCCAAAGCGGGUUGGCUUCUGGGUCUGGGAGAGAAGAAGAAAAGCACGAGCUUGCCCGAUAUAGUGAAAGCGGGUGACCCGGUUUUGCACGAACCGGCCCGAGAUGUUGAGCCAGGGGAUAUUGGGUCGGAGAGGAUCCAGAAGAUAAUUGAUGAUAUGGUGAAGGUGAUGAGGAAGGCUCCUGGGGUCGGUCUUGCUGCUCCGCAAAUUGGAAUUCCCUUGAGGAUAAUAGUUUUGGAAGAUACAAAGGAAUAUAUUAGUUAUGCACCCAAGGAAGAGACUGCCGCUCAAGAUAGACGGCCUUUUGAUCUUUUGGUGAUUCUUAACCCAAAGCUUCAAAAGAAGAGCAACAGGACUGCAGUAUUCUUUGAAGGGUGCUUAAGUGUUGAUGGAUUCAGAGCAGUGGUGGAGCGAAACCUUGAUGUUGAGGUUUCAGGUUUUGAUCGAAAUGGCCAGCCCAUCAAAAUAAGUGCUUCAGGUUGGCAGGCUCGGAUUUUGCAGCAUGAGUGUGAUCAUUUGGAGGGAACUCUUUAUGUGGAUAAGAUGGUCCCUAGAACGUUUAGAACUGUUGAAAACUUGGAUUUACCUCUUGCUGAGGGGUGCCCCAAGCUUGGAGGUCGCUAGCUUAUAUCUAUGGCUAUGGAAAGGCACUCCAGUUUACAAAAUGCAAAGGUAAAGCUGUCAUAUGCGAUACUGAGAAUUUGUAUGCAAUUGAUUCUGGUCUCUUUUAGUGCAAAUGACUGUUGGAGA
This is a messenger RNA of Prunus mume (Japanese apricot), 1113 nucleotides long. It is a transcript of the gene PDF1A, whose product is annotated as peptide deformylase 1A. Gene Ontology annotation, molecular function: peptide deformylase activity. The record is from RefSeq and is a predicted model, not a curated record. Gene Ontology annotation, cellular component: chloroplast; mitochondrion. Gene Ontology annotation, biological process: N-terminal protein amino acid modification; peptidyl-methionine modification. NCBI's taxonomy places the organism in Eukaryota, Viridiplantae, Streptophyta, Magnoliopsida, Rosales, Rosaceae.